AUGCACCACGGACAUCGCGGUCCUGCUGGGCCCUGGGAUGGCACAGAGCUGGCACGGAGGGGCUGACCCGGCCGGGGGGCACACCCUGGGUGCCAGGCUGUGAGGACGGGCCGUGCUGCCCGCUGCUCUCCUGCUAAAGGCAGUCACAGCCUCUAUUAGAGCCCGUCCCUGGCUCGUCACCGCGGCGGGAGGUGAAGGCCAGCGGGGCUGACAAUGGGAACAGAGGGAGGGCCGGGACAAGGACGCGCAGCUCGGGGUGCCCAGCCCUCCGCGGCGGCUGGCACGGUGGGUGCUGCCCCUGCCCUUCCCUCCCCUCCUUCUUUCCCAAAGGCGGGCGGGAGCCCUGUGCCUCCCCUCGUGACUGCGAUAAACAUUACACCGAGGCCAUUAAUGUUUAAUGAGGUUUGUCUCCCAAUUAAUGCGCGCUCCCGUGGGUGCCCACUCGCAGAGCGAGGCGCCCGCCGCAGCCGGACACGCCGAGGCCAUGGGUGACGAGCAAGUGCCCGAGCAGGGCCAGGACAGGUUCAGCUACGACUAUGACACCAUCCGCAACGGGGGGCUGAUCUUCGCCGUGGUGGCUUUUGUCAUUGGGCUCCUCAUCAUCCUCAGCCAGCGCUUCCACUGCGGAGGGAGGAAGAAGAGGAGGCAAGGCAGCGAGGAGGAGCUGUAGGUGCAGUCCCAGGGCUGUGAUGCCACCAUGGAAGCAGAGCUGCAGCCGAAGCCCAGCGCUCCUGGCCAGCGGCCACCCUCACCCCGCUCCACUGGACCCAUUACCCGGCACGGCCAGAAGGCAAAUUGCCCUCGUGCUUCCCCCUCUCUUAGACCCAGCGAGAGUUUCUUGGCUAAUAAAGUUCAAGCUCCCAGAGGUUAAA
Messenger RNA from Passer domesticus (house sparrow), 872 nucleotides. RefSeq names its product FXYD domain containing ion transport regulator 2 (gene FXYD2). The transcript is spliced from 6 exons. The coding region runs from base 398 to 670 and encodes 90 amino acids. Gene Ontology annotation, cellular component: membrane. The record is from RefSeq and is a predicted model, not a curated record. Gene Ontology annotation, molecular function: sodium channel regulator activity. Gene Ontology annotation, biological process: regulation of sodium ion transmembrane transporter activity; monoatomic ion transport. Lineage: Eukaryota; Metazoa; Chordata; Aves; Passeriformes; Passeridae.